AUGGCUCCUUCGCUAGUUAGCGUCACAGACGCCGUUACGGACGGGUCGGCGCGACUCGCCAAGCGCAUCGCUAUCGCGCUCAAGCCCGACAGCCCGCCCGGACUAGUAGAGGCCUUGACAGUAGACCCUUGGGACAAGUCUGGGAAGUAUGGACUGGGAUGGACGUACUUUGCGCUGGCACUGAUGGGAACCGUACUUUUCAUGCGAUUUUGGCACUUCUGGCAAGACAAAAUCCGACAAGCCAUCUACAAGCAGGAAGUUGAGCAACACUACGCCGACCUCUACAGCACCGAUCCCGAAUACGCACACGCAUUGCGCACUGGACAGACGCAACACUUUUUCCCCGAAGGCGAAGGGCUUGGAGAGAAGCAGUUCAAGCCCCAGGCUCAUUUCUCUUCCGUCGGCUUUGUCAACGACACCCUGGCCCUAUUCCGCUGGAUCUUCUAUCGCCCUAUCCCCGACUUCGUCUGGGGAAGCCAUCGAUUCACGUUCUCAUCGCUCGCCGUCUUGACCUGCGGCUUCAUCGCACUCGCCUUCGUGACUCUCUACUGCUUCCUCCAACAACCACUUUACUGGCAGAGCAUCCAGUUCGGCUCGCCACCCGUCGCCAUUCGAGCCGGCAUGAUUGCCGUCGCUCUGACUCCCUGGAUCGUCGUGACGAGUAUGAAGGCCAACGUCUUGUCCAUGCUCAUUGGUAUCGGACCAGAACGCCUCAAUGUCUUCCAUCGGUGGGCCGGGUACCUCUGUCUCUUCCUCUCGCUCGUCCACACCGUGCCUUUCUACAUCCAACCGGUGUGGGAUGACGGCGGCAUGCAAGUCUUCUCCAGGCUCUUUGACGGCGGAAGCGGCGUCAUUUACGGUACAGGCAUUGCGUGCCUUGUUCCACUGGUUUGGCUUUGCGUUGCGUCUCUCCCUUUCAUUCGACGUAUUGCAUACGAGGUCUUUGUCAUGCUCCAUGUCCCGGCGGGCAUGGUUUAUGUCGGUUUGUUGUUCUGGCACACGAAGAACUUUCUGGCCUCUUGGGACUAUCUCUGGGCGACCAUCGCGAUCUGGGUCGUCUGUUACAUCAUUCGCCUGUUCAACUUGAACUGGACCAAACCAUGGAGACUGAGCUUCAUGGUUGGUGACGAGGCUGCCAUUAGCUUACUUGCCGAGAACGCCAUCAAGAUCACCAUCCCUACCCAGAUGCGAUGGAAGCCGGGCCAAUUCGUCUAUCUCCGGAUGCCUGGUAUCUCGUUCUUCGACAACCACCCUUUUACCAUUGCAUCGCUUUGCAGCGAUGACUUUCCCUCCGAAUAUGGAGAACAGUACCGCGAUUGCAUGUUGGUCUUCAAGCCGUACGGCGGCUUUACUCGCAAGGUCCUCGACACAGCCAUUGAGAAGGGACCGUUUCACACCUACCGGGCAUUCCUGGACGGACCUUAUGGAGGCAUGCGCAGAGAUCUUGCUGCCUUCGAUACGUGCAUUCUCAUCGCAGGUGGCAGUGGUAUCACUGCGCUGAUGUCUCAAUUACUGAACCUUAUCAAACGAAUGCGGGAUGGGAAGGCCAUCACACGGAAGGUGGUCGUUGUCUGGGCCCUGAAGAGGCUCGAAGCAAUGGAUUGGUUCCGCGAAGAGCUUCGAAUUUGCCGUGAGUCGGCGCCUCCCGACAGUGUCACCUGCAAAUUCUUUGUCACAUCGGCAGUGCGCAACAGGGCCAUGAUGAUUGCCCCUGGUGACCGAUCCGCGCCUCGGGCCCUGAGCCACAUGUUCCACGACAAGUUGGACGGAUUUGUUGCAGGCAUCGCAUCAAAGCGCAACUCUGCUCUCAUACAAUCGGUUGCGCAAGGCGACCCUCAUCGCGAGCAAGAACUUCGUGCCGAGCAGGAGGACAGGAUCACAGCCCUGCCGCAACAGAAAUACCUCCAACCUCACCAGUAUCCUCCACCGCCUCCAGGGCCGCCACCAUCAGACCGAUUCUCACCGCAAGAGGAGUCACUACGCAGACUUGAAGGGCGCGACUUCGACAGAGACGAAGACCCGGACGCGAAGAAAGACCCUAGCGAUUUCCAGUUCACUCGCGGUCAUAUCAAGGGCGACCAACCGCACUUCAACUAUGCUCCGCCAUCACCACGGAAGGUGCCUGACGCCAACCCAGAGCACGUUGACGUCCCUAUCCAGCCACCAGAGUUGGCUCACCUCCGAACUCUUAAUCUCCCCAACUCGGGUCAGCCUCGACCCACAAGUACCUUCGGGCCUCCGUCCGGCUUCGAUUUCGGUUUCCCCGAGACCCCAACCGAGUUCCAGAAGAACCUCAUGCGAUUUGCCUUCCCGGUUCCGCAUCAAAUCGACGGCGGCUGGAGCGUCGAGUACGGUCGACCCGACCUCGGUUACAUGCUCAAGGAGUGGGCAACAGGAGGAGCUGAUGGAAGAGGUAUCCUCGGCAGGCGAACAGCCGUCUUUGUCUGCGGGCCACCGGGCAUGAGAGUCGGCGUCGCCAACACCGUCGCCAGGCUGCAGGCAGAAAUCUGGGGUGACGAUAAACUCGAGGAGAUCUACCUGCACACUGAGAACUACGCCCUAUGA
Colletotrichum karsti is the source of this 2565-nucleotide messenger RNA. Its product is annotated as ferric reductase transmembrane component 7. Lineage: Eukaryota; Fungi; Ascomycota; Sordariomycetes; Glomerellales; Glomerellaceae. Gene Ontology annotation, molecular function: ferric-chelate reductase activity. Gene Ontology annotation, cellular component: plasma membrane. The coding region runs from base 1 to 2565 and encodes 854 amino acids. The transcript has a single exon. Gene Ontology annotation, biological process: iron ion transport; intracellular iron ion homeostasis; copper ion import. The record is from RefSeq and is a predicted model, not a curated record.